AUGAAUGUUUUAUUAUUGUUCUGUACAUUAUUCUCUUUCGUUUAUGGGUACAACUAUCUUAUCAUCUCUCCAGUAUUCGGUUACAGCCACAUGAAAUUUAUGGGAGCUAUUGCUGAUAUUCUUGCAGAUGCUGGACAUAAUGUGACAUUCUUGCAACCUAUUCUCUAUGACUAUUAUGCCCAUAAGAAAGUAGUGAAAAAUCCGAGAGUUGAAGUGGUAAAUUUGGAAAUGGAUGAAGAGGGAAAAGAGGUGGCGUCCGAUCCAAGCGGUUUUGGUUUCUUUUGGGAGUCCCGACCGUCAAAAAAUCCUAUAACUGGGAUGAAAAUCACGGCAGCUGUGCUCUACAAAGAGUUUGAACAUAUUUGUAGAAAGAUGCUGACAGAUAAGGCACUUCACAAUUGGAUUCUUUCAAAGAAAUUCGAUUCUCAUAUUUCUGAAGCGUUUGAUUUUUGUGGACUAUAUCUUGGAGACUACUUGAAGCUGAAAUCUCCUAUCCCUCUCUACUCCGGCGUUCGAUGUGGAGCUGCUUCUUAUGCGAUUGGAGAGCCGAUACCUCUGAAUUACUUGCCAAGUGAAGGAUCAAAAUAUGGGGAGGAUUCUACUGCUAUCGAUAGAAUAAAAGAUGUUCUCGGACUCACCGCUUAUCAUUUUCAAUUCGGAUUGUUGUUUGAUAAGCAGUACGAGCAAGCAUACGAAUUGACGGGAGGAAACGUCAGAAAUUGGCGAGAAAUUCUACAAAAAUCGACUUUCUUUUUGACUAACUCCAAUCCUUAUUUAUCAUUUUCCACACCAACGAUUUCAAAAGUGGUUCAAGUCGGUGGAUGCACUAUAGAUCCCCCAAAAAGCACUAACCUAGAUGAUCAAUUCGAUAAGAUUCUGUCUCUCCGCAACACUACGAUUCUCGUUUCAUUCGGAACUGUCAUCCAGUCGUCUGAUAUGCCGGCUCAUUUCAAGGCUGGACUCAUCGAAACGUUCCGGAAGAUGCCACAAACUACAUUUAUCUGGAAAUAUGAGGAAGAUGAUUCAGAACUGAAAAAGCAGUUGCCUGAAAAUGUUAUAUUGAGCAAAUGGGUAACACAACCGGCUCUGUUAGCUGAUGACCGAUUGAAUGUUUUUGUGACUCAUGGAGGUUUGGGAAGUACUAUGGAAGUUGGAUAUGCAGGUGUUCCUAGUGUCAUGAUUCCAAUAUUCAGUGACCAGGGAGUCAACGCCGAGAUGCUUUCUCGACACGGUGGAGCAGUUGUUUAUAGCAAAUUUGAUCUUCCGGAUAGUGAGAAGCUAGUGAAGACGUUAAAGACAAUUCUGAGAAGUUCGGAGUACAAAAAGAACGCUCAACGACUUUCGGACAUUCUCCAUCACCAGCCGAUGAAGCCUAAACAAAUUCUUCUGAAUCAUUGUGAAUUUGCAGCUAGAUUCGGACAAGUUGACAGUUUGGAACCACACGCCAACCAGUAUAACUUUAUCAAAUUCUACUGUCUUGACAGUUUAGCACUGGUUGUUUUCGUUCUAAUGUUUGUGGUAUUUCUGGUCUUUAAACUCUUAUUUUUUGUGUACCAUAGUUGUUCCGGUCGAUAUUUCAAACUAAAACACGAAUGA
Molecule: messenger RNA, 1596 nt
Organism: Caenorhabditis briggsae
Lineage: Eukaryota; Metazoa; Nematoda; Chromadorea; Rhabditida; Rhabditidae
Exons: 5
Coding region: 1-1596 (531 amino acids)
Molecular function (GO): UDP-glycosyltransferase activity
Source: RefSeq, a predicted model, not a curated record